AUGGAAGCCUGUCGCCGAGGAGUAGACAUCCUCUUCUUCAUCUACUCGGCACGGAAACGCUUUGCUCGCCGUACUGUCCGCCGCGACACGUUAGCGCAUGCCGCCAUGUUAGGCGUCUGGAACUCGACCAUCGUCUUCGUCCUGGCCGGUACAGAGGCUCCUACACUGGCAGCGUGGAACAAGUUGGAAAUGGAGGCUUUUGGAGAUGCUGUCACCCUUCCAUUCAAAGACGUCUCCGCUAACCUCAUUUACAAGUUUACAAUGGGACUUCAUUGGAUGUCCGCUCACUGUCCCAAUGUCAAGCACGUUAUCAAGCACGAUGACGAUAUUUCCAUUCGUCCCGUUCAGCUGCGCAACUGCCUCCGAAAGCGAGUGAAUCCACAGGACGAAAGUGAAUCCAUAGACGAAACAGUGAACUGUUUCGUCUGGAAUCAAAUGCACAUUUAUAGAGAAGUCAAUCAUCUUUCCUAUGUUCCUUAUCAAGUGUAUCCGGAUUCCGCCUUUUAUCCGUACCGUUCCGGUCGUGUUAUCAUCAUGCAGGGUUGGAUAUUACCGGAGGUGUACCAGAUGUCUUUGAGGAUACCCCACCUAUGCCCACGAUGCCUAUGUUACCGGUCAGCUGGUGCUCGCUAUUGGAGUGGGGCACGAGAAUAUUGCGAAGAAAAUUAG
Messenger RNA from Ornithodoros turicata, 669 nucleotides. Its product is annotated as UDP-GalNAc:beta-1,3-N-acetylgalactosaminyltransferase 1-like. The transcript has a single exon. Gene Ontology annotation, molecular function: hexosyltransferase activity. The record is from RefSeq and is a predicted model, not a curated record. The coding region runs from base 1 to 669 and encodes 222 amino acids. Gene Ontology annotation, cellular component: Golgi membrane. NCBI's taxonomy places the organism in Eukaryota, Metazoa, Arthropoda, Arachnida, Ixodida, Argasidae.